GUCGUGUGUUGCGUAUCGCAAUAUACAUAUUCUCCGACUCCGUUUUCGUGUGAUUUAUUCUUCGAUUUUUGUGAAUAAAGUGCCCCAUCACGCAGUGCAAGACCUAUAGCUGGUUGAAAAUUUAAUUUACAUCGGAAAUACCGGUGUACGACGGGAUUCGUGGGGAGGAUUUGUGGACCGUCCGUCAGUUCGAAGAGAAGAAGCCAUGUCCGGAGCAAGCAUCAGUCGCAACGAGGUGGUGCAGUUUGUGCUGCGAAUUUCGCUAGUUUCGAUUGUCACCUACUAUUCGGCCAAAUGGCUCAUGAAGAACCUGGACCCGACCAACAAGAGCAAAAAGAAAGCCAUCGAUAAAGCGGAGGACAUUCUGAGAAAACUUGGCCCGAACAUUAAAAAGACUGCUCUGACCAAUCUGAAUGACUACGAGCUGGUCAUCGCUUCCCAUUUGGUUGUGCCGGAAAACAUCAGCGUCAGUUGGGAUAGUAUCGCUGGACUGGAACAUGUUUGUCAGGAAAUCAAGGAGAGUUUGGUAUUCCCAGUAUGUCAUCGUGAUAUGUUCCCGGCAUCAUCGCUCUAUCAAGCACCGAAAGGAGUGCUUCUGUACGGACCACCAGGUUGCGGUAAGACCCUGAUAGCCAAAGCAACUGCCAAGGAAGCUGGUAUGCGUUUUAUCAAUCUGGAUGUUGCUAUGCUAACCGACAAGUGGUACGGCGAAUCGCAGAAACUCGCCUCGGCCGUGUUCUCCCUGGCCGUUAAAAUCCAACCGUGCAUCAUUUUUAUCGAUGAAAUUGAUUCGUUCCUCCGGGCUCGCAAUUCUUCCGACCACGAAGCUACGGCCAUGAUGAAGACCCAGUUCAUGAUGCUGUGGGAUGGGUUGAAUACGGAAUCCGAUUCGACCGUCAUCGUCAUGGGAGCAACCAAUCGGCCGCAAGACUUGGAUAAGGCCAUCCUGCGACGAAUGCCGGCACAGUUCCACAUUGGACUACCGAGCGAAGAUCAGCGAUUGAAGAUCUUGCAAUUGAUCUUGCGACAGGAGAAACUUGCCACCGACGUUGAGUAUGCUCAGCUGGCACGUAUGACGAAUGGAUACUCCGGGUCAGAUUUGCGGGAGAUGUGCCGGAAUGCUUCCGUCUACCGAAUCCGGAAGGUGAUGCGUGAAAAGACUAAGGAAAUUGCAGCAGCUGCAGCAGCAGCAGCCGAAGCCGCAAAGGCCAACGGAAUGACGAAUGGCCACUGCAGUACGCCAGCGUCUUCCGUUGGAUCUCCAAUGCUGGACGAAGCUCCGGCCAUCACGAUGGAAGACUUGGUCGAAUCACUGAGAAAUAUGAAGCACUCCAAAUACAACUCGGGGCACAUUAACGAUGCCCGUAUAGAUUUAGAUUAAUAGCGCGCUUCUAAUUCUUAGUAUAUAUAAAAAACAGAAACGAAAAUCAGAUCAAAACGCUUACACAGGAAUGUUAAACAUUUUUUUGAACCUACGUUAUGUGUUCCACAUCCUUUGCGGAUUUGAUUGUACUAUUUUUUUUCCAAAACUAGUUUUCCGGCACAAUUUUUAUCGCUAUCAGGCUAGUAUGUACCUAGUUGGAAUCGAAUGUUGUAUUUAAAUGCCAGUGGAAACAGCUAAUAUAUUGUUGAAAUACAAAUAUCUUUCACUAGCGCGUUUGAUUAUCUAGUAGACAUAAUCAAGAAAGCAAACAGUCAAAUAAUUAGCUCUUAGAAGGUAAAGGAUUUACAUUGCAGGAAUUAACCGGACUAGAGCGAGCGCUUCUCAUGCGUGGAAGCGUCUGUUGUGAAGGAUUUAGAUUUAAACCCAUUUUCAUUUCUAAUAUAAUAAUGCUAAGAUUAAACUGUGUCUAUGUAGAUAUGUACCGAGAUGAAGAAUAAAAAUGUUGAAGUGGUAGUU
Ochlerotatus camptorhynchus is the source of this 1900-nucleotide messenger RNA. RefSeq names its product outer mitochondrial transmembrane helix translocase-like. The coding region runs from base 206 to 1381 and encodes 391 amino acids. Gene Ontology annotation, molecular function: ATP hydrolysis activity; ATP binding. Lineage: Eukaryota; Metazoa; Arthropoda; Insecta; Diptera; Culicidae. The transcript is spliced from 3 exons. Gene Ontology annotation, biological process: extraction of mislocalized protein from mitochondrial outer membrane. The record is from RefSeq and is a predicted model, not a curated record. Gene Ontology annotation, cellular component: mitochondrial outer membrane.